CUCUCCAGCAAAGGGUACUUGAAGAUGUCCCCAGUCCUUCACUUCUAUGUCCGUCCCUCGGGCCAUGAGGGUGCUUCCUCUGGACGCAUUCAAAGGAAGCUGCAAGAACAGCUGCCAGAACUGCAAGGAGUCAAAAUGGAGCUUUGCUACAACGUGGACUGGACAGCUGAAUCCCUCCCAAGCACUGAGGAGAUGAAGAAGUUGAAAUGGCUGUUUGGCUGCCCUUUGUUGCUGGAUGAUGUUGCUCAUGAGUCCUGGUUCUUACCCUGCCCCAAUGACCUGGUGCUGGAGGUCGGGCCCAGGCUGAACUUCUCCACCCCAACAUCUACCAACAUUGUGUCGGUAUGCCUGGCCGCUGGACUGGGGACAGUUAACCGUGUGGAGACCACUCGUCGCUACUGGCUCUCGUUUGCCCACUCACCUCCGCCUGUAGUGAAGACUGUUGCCCUGGGCAUCCUGCAUGAUCGGAUGACGGAGCAGUACUUCCCUCAACCCAUCCAAAGUUUCUCCCCUGACUGUUCCCCGGCACCCCUCAAUGGCCCCAUCGAUAUACUGGGCGAGGGCCGGCCUGCCCUAGAGAAGGCCAAUCAGAAGCUAGGUUUGGCCCUAGACUCCUGGGACCUGGAUUUCUACACCAAGCGCUUCCAGGAGCUGCAGCGGAACCCCAGCACUGUGGAGGCCUUUGACUUGGCUCAGUCCAACAGCGAGCACAGCCGGCACUGGUUCUUCAAGGGUCGGCUCCACGUGGAUGGGCAGGAGCUGGCUCACUCACUGUUUGAGUCCAUCAUGAGCACCCAGGCAUCUUCCAACCCCAACAACGUCCUCAAGUUCUGUGACAACAGCAGUGCAAUUCGGGGAAAGGAAGUCAGAUUUCUGCGGCCUGAGGACCCUACACAGCCAAGCUGCUUCCAGGAACAGCAGGGCCUGAGACAUGUUGUCUUCACAGCAGAGACCCACAACUUUCCCACAGGAGUAGCCCCCUUCAGUGGUGCUACCACGGGUACUGGGGGCCGGAUCCGAGAUAUCCAGUGCACAGGCCGAGGGGCCCAUGUUGUGGCUGGUACUGCUGGCUAUUGCUUUGGAAACCUGAACAUUCCAGGUUACAGUCUGCCCUGGGAGGAUUCGAGCUUCCUGUAUCCUGGGAAUUUUGCUCGGCCCCUGGAAGUUGCCAUUGAAGCCAGUAAUGGAGCUUCUGACUACGGCAACAAGUUUGGGGAACCAGUACUGGCAGGCUUCGCUCGUUCCUUGGGCCUCCAGCUUCCAGGUGGCCAGCGGCGUGAGUGGAUCAAGCCCAUCAUGUUUAGCGGAGGCAUUGGGUUCAUGGAAGCUGAGCACGUGAGCAAGGAGGCCCCGGAGCCAGGCAUGAAGGUUGUGAAGGUUGGGGGUCCUGUGUACAGGAUUGGAGUUGGGGGAGGAGCAGCUUCAUCUGUGCAGGUGCAGGGCGACAACACCAGUGACCUGGACUUCGGUGCUGUGCAGCGAGGAGACCCAGAGAUGGAACAGAAGAUGAACCGUGUGAUCCGGGCUUGUGUGGAGGCUCCCAGGGGGAACCCAAUCUGCAGUCUUCAUGACCAGGGUGCCGGUGGCAAUGGCAACGUCCUGAAGGAACUCAGUGACCCAGCUGGAGCUGUCAUUUACACCAGCCGCUUCCAGCUCGGGGACCCGACCUUGAAUGCCCUAGAAAUCUGGGGGGCUGAGUACCAGGAGUCCAAUGCACUGCUUCUGAGGCCCCCCCACCGGGACUUUCUGAAUCGGGUCAGUGCCCGGGAACGCUGCCCGGCCUGCUUCGUGGGCACCAUCACCGGAGACCAGAGAAUAGUGCUGGUGGAUGAUCGGGAGUUUCCUGUGGGAAUAAAUGGCCAGGGAGAUGCCUUCCCCUCAUUGCCUUCCCCAACCCCUGUGGACCUGGAGCUGGAGUGGGUACUAGGCAAGAUGCCUCGGAAGGAGUUCUUCCUCCAGAGGCAACUUCCUGUGCUGCAGCCGCUGGCCUUGCCCCCAGGGCUGAGUGUGCGCCUGGCACUAGAUCGGGUGUUGAGGCUGCCAGCUGUGGCCAGCAAGCGCUACCUCACCAAUAAGGUGGAUCGCUCUGUGAGCGGCCUAGUGGCCCAGCAACAGUGUGUCGGGCCACUGCAGACUCCUCUGGCAGACGUAGCAGUUGUGGCUCUGAGUCACCAGGAGCUUGUGGGGGCUGCCACGGCCCUGGGGGAGCAGCCAGUCAAGAGCCUGCUAGACCCUAAGGUUGCUGCCCGGCUGGCUGUGGCGGAGGCCCUCACCAACUUGGUGUUUGCUUCAAUCACUGACCUCCGGGACGUGAAGUGCAGUGGGAAUUGGAUGUGGGCAGCCAAGCUCCCAGGAGAGGGAGCCGCUCUGGCCGAUGCCUGUGAGGCUAUGGUGACAGUGAUGGCAGCCCUGGGCGUGGCAGUAGACGGCGGCAAGGACUCCCUCAGCAUGGCUGCCCGGGUGGGCACUGAGACUGUAAAGGCUCCCGGGGCACUGGUCAUCUCAGCCUAUGCUGUGUGUCCGGACAUCACAGCCACUUUGACCCCAGACCUGAAGCAGCCUGGAGGAAGAGGUCGUCUGCUGUACGUGCCUCUGAGCCCUGGGCAGCACCGGCUGGGGGCCACAGCUCUGGCCCAGUGCUUCUCCCAGCUUGGGGAACAGCCUCCUGACCUGGACAUUCCUGAGAACUUGGUGCGUGCCUUUAGUGUCACCCAGAGACUGCUGAAAGAUCGCCGUCUCUGCUCAGGCCAUGAUGUCAGUGAUGGAGGUCUCAUCACCUGCCUACUUGAGAUGGCCUUUGCUGGGAAUUGUGGCAUAGAGGUCGACGUGCCUGCCCCUGGGGUCGACGCACUGCCUGUGCUGUUUGCUGAAGAGCCCGGCCUGGUGCUGGAGGUGCACCAGCCAGACAUGGCCCAUGUGCUGAAGUGUUACCGGGAUGCUGGCCUGCAGUGCCUGGAGCUGGGCCACACGGGUGAUGCUGGGCCCCAUGCCAUGGUAUGGGUGUCAGUGAAUGGGGCUGUGGUUUUGGAGGAGCCUGUUGGGCAGCUUCGAGCUCUCUGGGAGGAGACGAGUUUCCAGCUGGACCGCUUGCAGGCAGAACCGAGCUGUGUGGCAGAGGAGGAGAAGGGGCUGAGGGAGCGAACAGGGCCCAGCUACUGCCUGCCCCCCACCUUUCCCACAACUUCUGUGUCCCGGGAACCUGGUGGCCCUGCCCCUCGAGUUGCCGUCUUGCGAGAGGAGGGCAGUAAUGGAGACCGGGAGAUGGCUGAUGCCUUCCAUUUGGCCGGGUUUGAGGUGUGGGAUGUGACCAUGCAGGAUCUUUGCUCUGGGGCCAUCGGGCUGGACACUUUCCGAGGUGUGGCCUUCGUGGGUGGCUUCAGCUAUGCAGAUGUGCUGGGCUCUGCCAAAGGGUGGGCAGCUGCCGUGACCUUUCAUCCAAAGGCUGGACCUGAGCUACGGCGCUUCCGUAAGCGGCCAGAUACCUUCAGCCUGGGUGUGUGCAACGGCUGUCAGCUUCUGGCUUUGCUGGGCUGGGUGGGGAGCGACCCCAGCGAAAAGGUCAAGGAGAUGGAGUAUGACAGCAGGCCAGCCCAGCCAGGCCUCCUGCUGCGUCACAACCUGUCUGGGCGUUACGAGUCUCGCUGGGCCAGUGUGCGUGUGGGGCCUGGACCAGCCCUAAUGCUACGAGGAAUGGAGGGUGCUGUGCUGCCUGUGUGGAGCGCCCAUGGGGAAGGCUACAUGGCAUUUUCUUCUCCAGAACUCCAAGCCCAGAUCGAGGCCAGGGGCUUAGCUCCAUUGCAUUGGGCAGAUGAUAGUGGGAACCCCACAGAGCAAUACCCCCUGAAUCCAAACGGCUCCCCAGGGGGUGUGGCUGGUGUCUGUUCCCCUGAUGGUCGCCACCUGGCACUCAUGCCUCAUCCUGAGCGAGCUGUGAGGCCUUGGCAAUGGGCAUGGCGGCCCCCUCCGUUUGAUACACUGACCACUUCUCCCUGGCUCCAGCUCUUCAUCAAUGCCCGAAACUGGACCCAGGAAGGAGCCUGCUAAGCAGGCCAGGGAGGAGGCUCACCCGGAACUCAAGUUGUCUGUAGGAUAUCUGCUGCUCUUUCCUUCCAUCACCUGCAGGAGCGCCCUAAAUAUUUCCAGAUCUAUCUUGGAUAGACAAGGACUAAAAUGCC
Chrysochloris asiatica (Cape golden mole) is the source of this 4175-nucleotide messenger RNA. RefSeq names its product phosphoribosylformylglycinamidine synthase (gene PFAS). Lineage: Eukaryota; Metazoa; Chordata; Mammalia; Afrosoricida; Chrysochloridae. The transcript is spliced from 27 exons. Gene Ontology annotation, biological process: 'de novo' IMP biosynthetic process. The record is from RefSeq and is a predicted model, not a curated record. The coding region runs from base 25 to 4044 and encodes 1339 amino acids. Gene Ontology annotation, molecular function: phosphoribosylformylglycinamidine synthase activity.